This is a messenger RNA of Acanthamoeba castellanii str. Neff, 447 nucleotides long. Its product is annotated as universal stress domain containing protein. The transcript is spliced from 2 exons. The record is from RefSeq and is a predicted model, not a curated record. Bases 1 to 447 code for a protein of 148 amino acids. NCBI's taxonomy places the organism in Eukaryota, Discosea, Longamoebia, Acanthamoebidae.
AUGGUGAGGUUGAUGGUGUGCCUGGACUCGUCGGAGGACGCUCACAAGGUGUUCGAACACUGCCUGACGGUGGUCGGGCGGCGCGAGAAGGAGAAGGAGCAUGAAGUGGUGCUGGUGGGCGUGGCCGAGGUCUACCACCGCAGCAACAUUCUCAACGUGCUUCGGGUCGACUUCGACUGCCAGAUACUCGACAAAGCCAACAAGUCCAUCAUCAAAGGCACCACAGAGAUGCUGGAGGACUUCAAGAAGGAGCUGGAGAGGCGAGGGGUGAAGGCCAGCGUGCUGGUGGAGGCGGGCGACCCGCGCGACACCUUGUGCGACGUGGCCGAGCGCGUGCGGCCCGAUCUGCUGGUGAUGGGCCACCGCCGCACCACGCUCGGUCUCGGCAGCGUCGCCCUCCACUGCAUCGAACACGCUCCCUCGCCCGUCUUCAUUGUACGCGUCUGA